AUGGCUACGCUUGCCCAGUUGGGCGUCGACAAUCCAGCAGAUUCCGUGGAGUUUUGCCCCUUUCCAGGAUUUUCGAGUCUUCUCGCGUGUGGCACAUACCAGCUCCAAGCUGGAGGAGACUCUGUCGAUGAUCCCCUCCCGCAAAAGCGCUUAGGACAGUGUCUUCUCUACAGAUGGAUCGAAGAGAAACAAGAGCUAACUCAGCUAUAUCGACAUGAGCAAGCUGGGGUGUUGGAUAUGAAAUGGUCUCGCUGUCUGUUAUUGGAAAGACCCAUACUGGCGAUCGCAGAUGCUGAAGGUCAUGUCGUAGUUCACAAAUGGCUCGAACACGAACACUCUUUGGAAACAGUUCAAAGCAUUGAUUGCGCCAAGGCCGAUGUUCUGUGCCUCUCUAUCGACUGGUCGGAUAGGCGAAGACUGCCUGUGUCUGGGCCAGGGUCUCUCGUGGUCUCAAAGUCUGACGGACAUUAUUCUAAUUGGUGCGCUCACGACUUCGAGUCUUGGAUAGCGGCGUGGGAUUACUGGGAUGAACAUAUUGUCUACUCAGGCGGCGAUGAUUGUAAGCUCAAAGCUUGGGAUAUACGGCAAGAACCGUCGCAUCCUAUUUUCUGGUCAUCACUAUUGCUAAGGCGUUCAAGGUUUGACGCUGGGGUGACUACCAUUCAAAGUCACCCUUUUGUGGAACAUUUGAUAGCUGUUGGAAGCUAUGAUGAUACCGUACGACUGUUCGAUGUCCGCCAGUCAAAGGAACCCUUCGCCGCCAUCAACAUUGGAGGGGGUGCCUGGCGGGUUAAAUGGCAUCACAAGCCAGAGCGCUCACAAGAUCUCCUCGUCGCUUGCAUGCAUGACGGCUUUAAAGUUCUCCAGUUUGGUCCCAACAGAAUACCUGACUCUCAGGCCCUCGAUCAAUUUGGCAGCUUCAAUAUAAUCAAGCGAUAUGAAGCUCACCAAUCGCUGGCAUAUGGUGCCGAUUGGAGCUAUCAGGACGCAGCGGGUAGCGAUUCGUAUAUCGCCACCUGUUCGUUUUACGAUCACUCUUUACAUAUCUGGACAGGCUGA
Messenger RNA from Cantharellus anzutake, 1059 nucleotides. Its product is annotated as WD40-repeat-containing domain protein. The transcript has 9 exons. The record is from RefSeq and is a predicted model, not a curated record. NCBI's taxonomy places the organism in Eukaryota, Fungi, Basidiomycota, Agaricomycetes, Cantharellales, Hydnaceae. The coding region runs from base 1 to 1059 and encodes 352 amino acids. Gene Ontology annotation, molecular function: protein binding.